Medicago truncatula (barrel medic) is the source of this 1243-nucleotide messenger RNA. Its product is annotated as rac-like GTP-binding protein RAC1. Gene Ontology annotation, molecular function: GTP binding; GTPase activity. The transcript is spliced from 7 exons. The record is from RefSeq and is a predicted model, not a curated record. Lineage: Eukaryota; Viridiplantae; Streptophyta; Magnoliopsida; Fabales; Fabaceae. Bases 216 to 809 code for a protein of 197 amino acids. Gene Ontology annotation, biological process: small GTPase-mediated signal transduction.
CUCUACUACAUCAAGCAGAAUCAGCCCCCUGUACCUAAAAAUUCAAUUUUUCUUCCUUUUUUUCUCAAACCCUCACCCCCCUAUUUCAUCUUCAUCACCGAUUAUUCUUGAACAGUUACCAAUUUCAAACUCAAACACACAACAACAUUGACACGUGAAUAAUUAGGGUUUAUACCUCAAAGAAACACAACAAACUUGAAUAAUUAGGUUCUGAAAUGAGUGGUUCCAGGUUCAUCAAGUGUGUCACUGUUGGUGAUGGUGCCGUUGGAAAGACUUGUUUGCUUAUCUCCUACACCAGCAACACUUUCCCUACGGACUAUGUGCCGACUGUCUUUGACAAUUUCAGUGCAAAUGUAGUUGUGGAUGGGAGCACUAUAAAUCUCGGGUUGUGGGAUACUGCUGGCCAAGAAGAUUACAAUAGAUUAAGACCCUUAAGCUAUCGUGGAGCAGAUGUUUUCCUGCUUGCUUUUUCUCUCAUAAGCAAGGCCAGCUAUGAAAAUAUUGCCAAAAAAUGGAUUCCUGAGUUGAGGCAUUAUGCUCCUGGUGUUCCAAUUAUUCUCGUUGGAACAAAACUUGAUCUUCGGGAUGAUAGCCAGUUCUUUCAAGACCAUCCUGGUGCGGCGCCAAUCACCACAGCACAGGGUGAGGAACUGAGAAAACUUAUCGGUGCUCCAGUUUACAUUGAAUGUAGUUCCAAAACACAGAAGAAUGUGAAGGCUGUUUUUGAUUCGGCCAUCAAAGUAGUUCUACAGCCACCAAAGCAAAAGAAAACAAAGAGAAAGGGGCAAAAAGCCUGUUCCAUUUUGUGAUCUUCAGUUCUUCGUAUUGUAGUUCGUGGAGGAUGACAUGACAGUAGCCAUUUCCUGGUAGUCUUUGCCAUUCUGAUUCUAUAUAUAUCUUAUACUAUUUUCGACCUAGAUGGAGGAACCGCCAUGUCCAACUGACCGCGUUAAAGCUUGCUUAUAAAAAAUCAAGCUAUUUGUCUCUGGCUGAAGGAUAAUAUGUAAAGUCAUAAUUCCAUCAUGUUUGGUGUGUACAAUUGUUGUGUUUCUCCGGAAUGUUUACCUUUUGUAUUGAUUAUCAAAUGGUCAUCUCCAUUUGUGGACAUGGGUUUUACUCACAUUGUAGUCUAAUCUUAGGAAGUGCUUGCAACAUAUGUGCUUUGGAUGUGAACUAAGUAUAUGUAAUUAAUUAUGUUAGCUACUUAACAGCCUUAAUAUAGCUCGGUUUGUUCAUUGGUUCA